Messenger RNA from Folsomia candida, 2439 nucleotides. RefSeq lists its product as uncharacterized. The record is from RefSeq and is a predicted model, not a curated record. The transcript has 7 exons. Gene Ontology annotation, molecular function: protein binding. Lineage: Eukaryota; Metazoa; Arthropoda; Collembola; Entomobryomorpha; Isotomidae. Bases 151 to 2079 code for a protein of 642 amino acids.
UGAAAGGAAAUAAUUUGAAUGCGUUUUGCAGUAAAUAAGUAUAGGCGGUAUGCGGUGCAGGCAGGCGGGCUCAAACGGGAUCGAGUUUUCCAGUACAGAGCAACAGUUGUUCACACCAGUAGUAGUAAAUAAUUAAUUUGCAAAACAAGCAUGCGUCCAAGUCGACGAACCAAAAGGAAGAAGGUGGAGGAGGAGGAGGAGGCAGCGAUAGUUGAGGUACGGUCGUCACGGUCACCGUCAACUUCUACUCACGAUCAGUCGUUACAACAGCCAGAAGAAGGAAAACUAAGCUUGGGUCUGAAGCUGUUCCGUCGAAGAGAAGACGAUACAUUGACCGAUAUGACCUUUUCCUUGGAGAGUGGCUCUAGCUGCGUUUCCGCACACAUGCUAAUUGUUCGGGAAGGAUCAAGCACACUUGGGGAAAUGAUAAAGCGACGACGAGACAAAAAUUCUAAUAACGAAAGAACGGAAAUACAAGUCCCUAAGGAAGUUGGGACAACAACAUUCAACUCAUUUUUAAAGUUUCUCUAUGACGAAGCUAGCCUACCUGCACCAGGGCAACUGAAAGAUGAUCUUUUGUAUAAACUCCUACUCUUGGCGGAUCACUUUGCCGUUGAAGAACUAUAUAGUAGGUGUUGUUCAAUUUUGAGCGGAAAAUUAAAGCCUCAAAACUGCGUAGAGAUAUUUCAAACGACUUUGCAACUUACAAAAAACGAACUAUGCGAUUUGGCCUUUCAGUCCAUCUUACAAAAUGUUACUGAACUUAUGUCCACCCGCAAUGACGAAGCUAUGGUGGAAUGGAGUUGGAAAACAUGGCAGUGCAUUUUCCAACUCCAACGUCUUUCGGGGGAACAGCUAGUAUUAGCAUUCAAAGCACUUAAAAGGUGGAGAGAACACGACCCCACAAAGAGGGAUGAAGCCUUUCACCGUCUAGGAAAAUGCAUUCGAUUUCGGUCUUUUGGUUCUGCAGCUGCCGCAGAUACCUUGGAAUCUACUGGAAUUUUAAGCCAAGCUGAAAUGGUCUCAUUGUUCAUGCAUUUUGCGGGUGGUCACAAAACAAUCAACGUUGACCCAACUCAAGAUCUGCAAAAUAUCUUAAACUCUUGCACACCCGGAUCAAGAAUACGCCUUUCUCCAGGAACGUAUCACGGAAUGUUUGUGAUCACCUCGAAAGAUACAAAAUUGAUUGGUUCCGGGCCCACCUCAGAAAUAAGAGGGCGAGUAAUUGUGGAGACUGACGAAUGUGAAGUAGCAGAUUUGAGUGUAGUGUUUACACAAGCAUCUAUGUCUCAUGAAGAUACGUCUUCCGCAGUAACCACGUCUGGUGGGGGUGGAGGCCAGCCUCUCAUUUUCAUCCGAGGAAAUUCAAAUUCAUUGAGUAAUGUGGAGAUUUUAACAGAGUCCAAAGCGGAUGAAGUUCAUCAGGAACAGGCUGCUCCUACCAGAGUAGGUAAAAGGAAACCGAGAGGAGCAAGUACGCCCAUUCCAGAUACGAAAAAGACUAAUUCUGCUCCUAUGAAUCCCGAGUUAAUGAGUGCAAUCUUGUGUUGUGGGAAUCACAACAAGCUGACAAACAUUAUGACUCAACUCUCCACAAUUACUAUAACAGGAGAUGAUAACCGAGUAGAGGUUGUUCAGUUCCGCUCCACCGUUAAUGGAGUCCACGUCCAAGGAGAUAACAAUAUUGUGAAUGACGUCAUGUUUUUCCCGGUGUCCUCUUCACCUACUCAGAAGAACGAUUCUCACACCUAUGGGGGUGGCCCCAUAGAGUCCUGCGCUUUAACCAUCUCCGAAGGAAGGGAAAAUGUCGUGACAAACUUGAAUGCGUUCCAAGUCCCUCCAACUACCGACCUUUUCCUUUUAAAACUUUGUCCCAAGUCUGCGAGCACAAGGGUGAGGAAUUGUGCCGGAGCUUCUGUCCAAGUUGAUGGUAAAGGUCAUGAACUUGUCGGCGUCAAAUUGAGCCCCAGAUUUAUUUUCAGGCUGGACGGAGCGUCUCAUCAACUCGUGGAUUGUAAUGCUGAACAAUACAAAAACUCUGGAAAAGACAUGACCACCACGAACUGCGAAUUUUAUUAAACUCUUCUUUCUCGUGUUAUAUUAAGAUGUUUAAACUUGAGUUGUUGUAUAAUUGUACAUGUGCACCCAUUAUACAUACUUAAGUUGUUCUUUUGAAUGAAUGGUAUACAUUUUAAUUCAAGUAGGAAUGUGGCCUAUUUUUGUAAUUUACUUGUUAAUUUAUUUACUCUUGUAAGGUUGUAAGUGGACAACGGAGGCAAAUUGCGUCCGAUAGAUAGCAAGUAAUCUAGAAGACAUUUUAAAUUUAAUUUUUGUUGACUCAGAUCUACUGAAAUAAUACAUUUUUGUCAUGUCACUCCAAAAUACAUCAUUAUAUUCAGUUUAUGCACAAUUAAUAAACAUUAAACACAAUAAUUUAAA